AUGGAAUCUGGUCCAGUGCUGUCCACAGACAUUUCACACCUCAACACCACCAGUACAUAUGAAAGGAACAACAACUGGAGUGAUCGUUAUGAAGAGGACAAGAGCAACCACACUCUGUCCCACUAUGACCACUUCAGCAUCAUGCUGGGAGUCUUCCUGGGACUUCUUUCCCUCCUCACUGUCAUCAUGAACCUCCUGGUUCUCUAUGCUGUCAAGAGGGAGAAGAGCCUCCACACUGUGGGGAACCUCUACAUUGUGAGCCUGUCUGUGGCUGAUCUGAUCGUAGGGACCACAGUGAUGCCUCUGAACCUGGUGUAUCUGCUGGCGGAUGAGUGGAAACUGGGCCGAGCUGUUUGCCAGUUGUGGCUCAUCACAGACUAUGUGGCUAGCACAGCGUCCAUUUUUAGUGUGUUUAUCCUGUGUUUGGAUCGGUACCGGUCUGUCAGACAGCCGCUGAAGUACCUGAAGUACCGAACACGUGGAAGGGCCAGUGUGAUGAUUUGUGGAGCCUGGCUGCUCUCUAUGAUGUGGAUUAUUCCUAUUUUAGGAUGGAGGUCUUUCACUCAUGUGGACCUGAAACCUGAGGCAGAGAACAAGUGUGAUACAGAUUUCCGCUUUGUCACGUGGUUUAAGGUGAUUACUGCUGUGUUCAACUUCUACGUACCAUCUGUUUUGAUGUUGUGGUUUUACAUGCACAUCUUCUUGGCAGUCAGGCAACAUCUCAGGGACAGAGAGAGAAUCAUCCAUCCACUGGAUUCAUCUGGGGAAAACGAGUAUGGACAAAAUGUUCAGACGCCUGAAAAAAAUGAUUACAAAUCAUCCAAGGGGGACAGUAAAGUAAUAGCGGAAUAUUCUAAAAAAGACCGCCUGCUGGAUCAGAACACUCUUGAUCAGACAUAUUCUCUUAAAGAUGCAGAUGAAGGCCAAAAGGAUACAUCCAGAUCUCAAAUAAAAAGUGGUGCAAAGGGCCAGGAGACAUCACUGCUUGCCAUGACAACAAAACGAUUCAGAACGUCACGAAAAACCAAGAGGUGCUCUCUGUCUCCUCAGGAGAAGCAGCCUGCACCUGAGAUUCCCCUGAGUCGGUCGUCUGUGCCACAUGAGUUAAUCUGCUCAGAGGAGAACAACGAGCAAAAACCUCAUACAUCUAUAAAUGAGUGCCACGUCACAAUACCAAACUCAGUGGACGGAGUCUGCGAUGUAGGCCAGGUAUCAGACGUGCAGACGUACACCACUGUUCUGUGCAACAAUGACCUCAGCCACCCUCUUCCCUGGAUUGAGGAUAUGGUUGAAGACAGUGGGUUGGACCCAGACAAUGCAGCAACUCUGAAACAGACGUGGCAGAAGUUUAUUGACCAAUCACGGCAGCGCAUCCAAAGCCUGAGGAUCCACAAGGAGCACAAGGCAGCCAAGCAGCUAGGCCUCAUCAUCGCUGCGUUCCUAGUGUGCUGGAUACCUUACUUCAUAGCUUUCAUGGUCAUGGCAUUCUGUAGGCUGUGCGUCCACCAUGACCUUCACAUGUUCACGAUAUGGCUGGGGUACAUCAACUCCACCCUUAAUCCAUUUAUAUACCCUCUCUGUAAUGGAAACUUUAAACGGGUGUUCAGAAGUAUUCUGCACCUACCCACUCGAUUAUGACAAAUUUUCUGUUAAAUAAAACUUUGUUCUCUGACUUUGUGGCCAUGAGAAAUCGCAGUAAAUCUUGAUUAUUAUGAACUACUGGAGCAUACGCAGAACAAAAUUCUAUGAAUAGUGCUGACAUUUACUCAUUCCCCAUUAA
This is a messenger RNA of Myripristis murdjan (pinecone soldierfish), 1780 nucleotides long. It is a transcript of the gene hrh1, whose product is annotated as histamine receptor H1. NCBI's taxonomy places the organism in Eukaryota, Metazoa, Chordata, Actinopteri, Holocentriformes, Holocentridae. Gene Ontology annotation, molecular function: G protein-coupled acetylcholine receptor activity. The coding region runs from base 1 to 1638 and encodes 545 amino acids. The transcript has a single exon. The record is from RefSeq and is a predicted model, not a curated record. Gene Ontology annotation, biological process: positive regulation of MAPK cascade; adenylate cyclase-activating adrenergic receptor signaling pathway. Gene Ontology annotation, cellular component: plasma membrane.